AGCGCGAACGUUGUAUUUUGAUAGCGAUAGGUGCGAAGUAGUAUUAUAGUUCUGGUUUCGUGAAAUCUGACUCUGACAUCAUGCCUUCACGAAAAAAAGCACGACAAGAUGCAGAUAUAAUGCUACCUGUCAAAUCAGCUGAACUAGCAAAGAUUCUUGAAUCUGGUAUUGAUUAUCCACUCACAAUUAAUGUCAAUCAACUACAUGCUAGUGAGUUUAAACUGGGUGAUUUUGCUGUAACUAUUCAAGGCACUCUACAUGACUUAGUGUGUGAAGAUCCACUGUACUUCUACUUCAGACGUAAUUCAUUAUUUUGCAUGUUAGUUUGGAAUGAAUAUGAUAAUAAUAGUGUUCUGCAGGAAAAAUUCGCCUGUGCUACCUGUGAUGUGCCACGUGAAGUUUUAGAAAACUUAUUGGAUAAAAAGGCUUUUCGCAUUGUUUUAAAUCCUGCAAAUGUUCAACUGGCAUCAUCAACGCUAAUACUUGAAGUAUAUAUAACUGAUAAUGUGAUCCUGUCAUUAAAAUCUCCUUCAGAAAUUUUAUCUAGCCGCUCAGUCAAAAAUGUAAAUGGUGCUGUGAAACAUUUUAAGAAUAUAGACUAUGUUCAGCUUGAAGACCGUUUGUGUCUUAAACAAAGUGCUCUGAAAAUUUUGGAUAAUAUUCAGAACUCCUUUGAUCCUAAAAAUGAAUUGCAGAUUUUUAGUCAAUAUUUAAUUCCAAGGUUAAGACACUACCAGAGCCAAGCUGUGCAUUGGAUGCUUAGACAAGAAGAAGAAAUAGUUCAUACAGAAAUUCAUCCACUUUAUACAGAACUUGAACUCAAAGAAAAUGCAAAAUUAUAUUACCAAAAAUAUGGUGGAUUCUUUGUGAAAGAAGAAUACACUACUGGGAAGCCAUUGGGUGGUAUUUUAGCUGAUGAAAUGGGACUAGGGAAAACAAUAGAAAUACUUGCUCUCAUUUUAAAGCAUCCCAUACCUGAUGCCAGGCUAGAAGCAAAUUUGGCAGUAUUCCUUGACUCUGUAUCAAAGAGAUCCACUCGUAAUACAUUACGCCAUCACAUAGAAAGAGAUUUUACUUUUGAUAGUUUGUCAGAGAUUUAUUUUGAAUGUGCUUGUGGAGGUUCUUACGAGUCUUCUGAUAAGAAGCUGAUGGCCCAGUGCAAAAACUGCUCACUUAUUCAGCAUACUGAAUGUAUGUUAUAUAAUACAGAUGUGUCAUCUUAUGAUUAUCUUUGUCCAUACUGCUCUGUUGAUCCCUCUCAGGAACUCUUACUAUCUCGUGGUACUGUUAUCAUAAGCCCUGCUUCAAUUCUGUAUCAGUGGCGGCAAGAAAUAGCCAAGCACAUAAAAGAAAAUACAUUAAAAGUUUUUGUGUACCGUGGUGUUGACCAGCAUAAGUUUAUAAAUCCUCAGGACCUGGCUGAUCACGAUAUCAUUCUAAUAUCUUAUGAAGUACUGAGACGAGAACUAAGCCAUCUGAAUGUACCUCAUGGAGCAUCCAGGCGAGCUUUGCGAUACCCACGGAAGUUCUCUGUUAUACCAUCACCACUUUUAGCUAUAAAGUGGUGGCGUAUUUGUCUUGACGAAGCACAGAUGGUAGAAAGUGUUACUUCUAAAGCAGCUGAAAUGGCAUUGCAGUUACAUACUAUCAAUCGUUGGUGUGUAACUGGUACUCCAAUUCAGAAGUCAGCAAAAGAAAUGGAAAUAGAAGGAGGGAACAAAGGCAUGAGACCUCACAAGGAUGUUAUGUUAACCACUUGCGCUACGACUAAACUUCACGGUUGUGGUGCUGUCCGCUACAAUAUAACAAGCGGUAAAGUGUCUCAUUUACGCUGCUCCAUGUCUGCGAAUGCAAUCCAGAGCUGCUAUGAACAUGAUUUCAUUUGCUUGGACUCAAGUAAAAACACAAAUGAGAUCUUACAAACCCACACUCAAGUGAAAAAGUCAAAGUUAAACCUCUCAUGUCAUAUCGGAUCAUCAUCUUCUCCCUCCCCAAGUAGACUUGCUCUUGUGCAAAAUUCUGUAUCACCUCAAAUUAUGCCUGAAGAUCUUGGAUGUACUCCUCGGGCGAUGAAGGUUCAUUCAGACGGUGACCAAACAGGAGAUCACAAGACAGAUGAAGGUCACGAUUGA
Messenger RNA from Stegodyphus dumicola, 2132 nucleotides. Its product is annotated as E3 ubiquitin-protein ligase SHPRH. Gene Ontology annotation, molecular function: protein binding; ATP binding; ubiquitin protein ligase activity. Gene Ontology annotation, cellular component: nucleus. Gene Ontology annotation, biological process: DNA damage response; protein polyubiquitination. NCBI's taxonomy places the organism in Eukaryota, Metazoa, Arthropoda, Arachnida, Araneae, Eresidae. The record is from RefSeq and is a predicted model, not a curated record.